This is a messenger RNA of Lacerta agilis (Sand lizard), 1330 nucleotides long. It is a transcript of the gene SMIM3, whose product is annotated as small integral membrane protein 3. The transcript is spliced from 2 exons. Bases 394 to 579 code for a protein of 61 amino acids. The record is from RefSeq and is a predicted model, not a curated record. NCBI's taxonomy places the organism in Eukaryota, Metazoa, Chordata, Lepidosauria, Squamata, Lacertidae.
CGGCUGCCCCGCUGAAGCCUGACCUUCCCAGCAGCGCAAACGAGGCGAACGCAGAGUUCCAGCGCGCGGAGCAAGCGAGAGGGAAACUUUCGCUUUUGUUCGAAUUCCCUUUUCCGGGCGUGGGAGGCGGCAUCCCGCUGGCCACCAGAGCACGGUCUUCGGGGUGGAAGUUGUCCGCCGCGGCCGAGCUCGGAGAAAGAGGAUCCCACCUGCCGGGUGUGUGUGUGAACUUACUCCCCACUUUUCUUCGUCCAGUUAUUCGGCGGCCCGCGGAUUUUGCGCUCCUUUGGACCAGACGCUCGCAAGCCGAGCAGGCGACACUCCAAGCGGGGUUUGGAAGUAGCCCGGAGACUCGAGAGCAGCAUAAGAAACUCCUGGAGGAACAGGAGGAGCAUGGAUGUUUUGGGAAACAUAGAGGCCACACCGUUUCCCCUUCCAAAGCACAUAUUGGAAGUGUGGGUCAUUGUCCUGAUCAUCCUGGUCACCAUCGUGGUCAUGACAUCCCUGCUCUUGUGCCCAGCGACAGCAGUGAUCAUUUACAGAGUCCGGACACACCCGAUACAUAAUGGGGCCGUGUGAAACCUGCUUCCAUGUCACUAUGUUUGGCUUUGCUUUUGAGAAACACGGGAUAAAAAAGUAUUACAGGGAAACUGUCAGUUUAUCAGGCUUUCUCUGACACCAGGCCAAGCUCUGAGGAGACAAUGGAGGCAAGCCAACAAGAAUAUGACAGCAGCACAGAGACCAUGAUCAUGUGACGAGGACGUCACAUGUCACUAGAAGUACCCCAGAAGCCUGGUUGCACAAUACAAACUGUGUCCCUAAUGCUCCACAUCCAGGACUUUAUCCCCAGUUAUGGAAUCAAGUUGGCUGGUUCAGGAUUCCAGAUGGUUCCUGUUUUGGAUUUUUGGUGUGUCCUUCUAUUUGAAAAAUGGUUCUUCAUGUUUACUGGGCAAGCUGUUCCAAAGGACUAAGCAAUUGGCAAAAACAGAUGUCAGAACGGAAUAAUGAAAUGUAACCCCAAAAAACCCUUCCAUGUAGAUUCCAGAUGUGAAACACAACCUGUUUUAUCUACCCCCUUCAAACUGAGACAUAGUUUCCACGUGGGGGGAAGCUUUGAUUGCUCCCAGCUGGCAUGUUGGUCAUUCUCACUUCCCUCCAAGAUCCCUCUAAUCCAAACAGCAGCAGCCGAAAAGGGAUUGGGGGGGGGGAAGAGAAAUGAGGUGUAGGUAGAUAUGUGAAGUAAUCGUAUUUGCGGUAUACAGUUACAAAAUGAUAUACUCAUCAUUAAACAUCUAUUUUUAAGGAACCUGAUAAAAUCUUAAUACAAAAA